Molecule: messenger RNA, 1512 nt
Organism: Necator americanus (New World hookworm)
Lineage: Eukaryota; Metazoa; Nematoda; Chromadorea; Rhabditida; Ancylostomatidae
Exons: 13
Coding region: 1-1512 (503 amino acids)
Biological process (GO): monosaccharide transmembrane transport
Cellular component (GO): membrane
Molecular function (GO): hexose transmembrane transporter activity
Source: RefSeq, a predicted model, not a curated record
AUGCUCGCACCAAAAGGACGUAUGCACUACUGCCUCAUAGUUUUCGGCUUGCUAGGCGCUGUAGUGAACUUUCCAGAAGGAUAUUCGAACUCAUAUCCAAACACCUCAUACAAAUCAUUCCAACAGUUGAUCAAUGACUCCUAUAUCAACAGAGGUGUGGAGGGUGGAAUAUCCGAAAAUCUGUAUAUUUGGAUAUGGUCGGCUGUUCUUAACGUAUGGUUUCUCGGAUAUCUAUUAGGAACUUUCGUCACACCCUAUUUUACGGAACAAUAUGGAAGGAAAAGGACCCUUCUCGGUUCAAGUGUCAUUGCUCUCAUUGGUUCGGUGCUUUCGUUUCUAAGCGUAACACUUUCCGUGCCAGAGCUAUUUUUUGUAUCCAGAGUUGUGUCCUCGAUGAGUUCUGGCAUCUCGUUCGGGACUUUGAUACUUUUCCUGCAGGAAGCAACUCCCACUGAAUAUCGUGGAAUGACGUCAUUUCUCUCUGAGAACACAUUCAUUGCCACGACUGUCAUGGGCAUAGGAUUUGGAAUGGAUGCUGUAUUCGGGAAAAAUUUGCCUGUACUAACAGGCAUUUCAAUUAUUCCCGCUGUAAUCUCGAUCCUACUUGCGAUACCGCUUAAGGAAACACCAAAGUUUCUCCUACUAAAUCGCAACGAUCGAAUAGGCGCAAUGAAAUCACUCAAAUACUACAGAGGAGAUUUGGUCGACGCUGAUGUGGUUCUGGAUGAAAUGAUGCUAGAGAUAGAUGAUGAUAAGUAUUCGGACACAUCGAUACUUCGCUCCGUAGUUACUGUACUUCGCGAGCCCCAUUUGAGAACCCCUUUUUUCAUUGGAUGUCUUUCUCUACAGGUGAUUGUCGCCAUUUGGUCGAUAAUCUAUUUGUCCACUGACAUUUUGGAAGUGCAUUUUUCCGAAGAGGUGGCACAAUUAGCCUCAUUCAUUUUUAUUUUUGCCAAUUUUAUCGCAGGAAUGGCUGGCAUGUUUAUUAUCGAGAGAUUUGGUCGUCGUACGCUUGUGCUCUGGCUCGGCCUCUUCAAUACGAUCUCGUUGGCGCUUUUUGUGGCAUUCGAUCAACUAGCUACCGUAUACGAACCUCUAAAAUGGGGUAGUAUUCUAGCGUUAAUACUUUUCGGUAUCACAUAUGGCAUUGGACUCGGUCCAAUUGCAUUUUUCAUCACAUCCGAGCUAGUUGCACAACAACAUCGAUCGGUUGUACAGUCUAUGGUAUUUGCGGUGAACACCGUGUCCAAUUUUGCUUUUUCAUUCGCCACACUACCAGCGUACACAGUUAUUCAGUCCUGGUCCUUCAUUCCACUAUUUAUCAUACCGUCCUCGCUGUCACUAGUCUAUCUAUACCUUAACAUGCCGGAAACAAUCGGCCGAGAAGUACACGAGAUUGUAGAGGAGCUUACUGCUAGAACUAAUACAAAGAAGAUAUCCACAACGAAAGACAAGUCGCCAAUAUAUUUCUGCGAUAUUGACGUCAGAAAAACGCUGGACAAUAGUGCAUAA